Penicillium verrucosum is the source of this 846-nucleotide messenger RNA. RefSeq lists its product as uncharacterized. Bases 1 to 846 code for a protein of 281 amino acids. Lineage: Eukaryota; Fungi; Ascomycota; Eurotiomycetes; Eurotiales; Aspergillaceae. The transcript has a single exon. The record is from RefSeq and is a predicted model, not a curated record.
AUGGAUAUUCGCCAUGCUUUUCUACGGUCAAAAGUCAAGGGCCCAGAAGUCGUCUGUCUUGAUACCCAAAAGCUAUGCGAAGCUGUAUUCCGAAACCCCUCCAAAAUGACUAUAUGCUCGCCAGAAACAAUAACCUGGCAAAGGUUUUUGGAACGUCAGAUUUUGACUCUGUGGUCUAGCUACUUUUCACCGGCUCUUUCAAGCCUGGACCACACCGAAAACACACACCAAGAUGCGUUUCAACUGUUCCUGCAAAUCUCGAUUCUUUUAAGAGAUACCCAGCCCCUUGAAACCACCAUUGAUUCCAUUGCAACAAAGUUAUUCGCAAAUUCUGGAAUAAAUUCCGAAGAGAUACGCAACGCAAGAAGACAUGAGAUUCGCCAGGUGAUUUUCGCCGUCACCGGUCUCCUCACUAUGCUCUAUACCCCCGCCCCAACUAUCUCGGCUGGCAACUUUACCAUUGUUGUUCCUGAAGAUUUGGGAUCGAUGCGUUGUCAACAAAGUUGCGAAAAGGCACAGAAUGCAUUGUUUGGAUUUUUAAAAGGCUUUGGAAUCUUGCUACCAAUACAGGGGGAGGAGGAGGAGGAUAGCCCCGUGGAAGAGGCCAGCGAAGAACUCCACAUCUCCAAACUGAAUUAUGCAUCCUUGCGCAAUAUCAGCAACAUUCAAAUUUCCUGGGUCAAUGACUUGAGCUCGCAUCUAUACUUUAAUGACAAGAAGCAGGUACUCUCGCUGUUUCGGCUUCCCUCAUUUUGUGUAGCACAUUCACUUGAUGAACUUGCUACGUCUCUAUUUCACGGGUCGGUUGAUUCGGCAAGGACUGCUCCACAUCCCGUACCAAGCUAA